Clonostachys rhizophaga is the source of this 1599-nucleotide messenger RNA. The record is from the annotation of a GenBank genome assembly. Lineage: Eukaryota; Fungi; Ascomycota; Sordariomycetes; Hypocreales; Bionectriaceae.
AUGGCUUCGCAAGAUCUUGCCAAGAAGCAUCAAUUUGAGCACACGGAGGAUGUCAAUAAAAACAGCCUUGAUGCCGGGAGCCAGAUCGAUAAGAAGUUGCAAGAUGAGAUGCCUGAUUUUGACGACUCCAUCGAGGAGACAGCGCCAUCUAAAGCUGUCUGGCUCAUUACUUUCACCGUCGCCAUGGGUGGCUUCCUUUUCGGCUACGAAACGGGUGUCAUUUCAGCCGUCCUUGUCACCCUCGGCGACGACCUCGGACAUCCUUUGACCACGUCCGAGUCCGAACUCAUAACAUCUCUUACGUCAGGAGGUGCCCUCGUUGGUGCUGUCAUUGCAGGUUUAAUGGCCGACAAGUUUGGUCGAAAGGCUGGUAUCUACGUCGGUUGCGCUCUGUUCUUCGUUGGUUCCGUCAUCUGGGCAUCCGCCUUCAGCAUUGCCCAAAUGUCGGUUGCUCGUUUCACAGUAGGCCUGGGAGUGGGUUCUGCUGCCAUGAUUAUCCCUCUAUACAUCGGUGAACUUGCUCCGGCAAAACAUCGCGGCCGAAUGAUUGCCUUCGAUAACAUGAGCGUCACACUUGGACAACUGGUCUCCUACGCUCUUGGCGCCGCCUUUACAAAUGUGCCCAAUGGCUGGCGAUACAUGGUCGCAGUUGGCGGCGUGCCACCUAUUAUUCUCGCUAUUCUUCUUCCCUGGUGCCCCGAGUCCCCCCGACAGCUAUUUUCUCAUGGCAAUAUAGAGGAGGGAACAAAAGUGAUUGCUAGGGUGUACCCCAAUGCAACAGAAGCUCAAGUUAAAGCCAAGGUUGAUCGCAUUCUGUGGAAUAUUGAGGCUGAGGCUGAGAUUGUGGCGAACAAAUCGCUGCUGUGGCAGUUCAAGCAGCUGCAUUGUGUCCCCUCGAAUCUUCGCGCUCUUAUCUGUGCCUGCGCAGUUAUGGCUAUUUCCCAACUCGGCGGGUUCAAUACCCUGAUGUAUUACUCCGGGACGCUCUUCUCCCUCGUCGGAUUCGACAAGCCGACGGCUGUUUCUAUCGUUGUUGGCGGAACCAACUUCGUCUUCACAAUUCUAAAUAUGUUCAUCAUCGACAAGGUCGGCAGACGUAGAAUCCUCCUCGUCACGGUUCUGGGAAUGGCAAUUAGCAUGAUCGUUGCUGCGGUUGCUUUCCACUGGAUUCCCAUCUCUCGCGACCUCGUCCUUGAGGGCGCCUCUGUUAACUGGGCUGGUAUUUUGGUCCUGGUCACCAUCAUAUUCUAUGUCGCCUUCUUCGCCUCUGGUGUUGCAACAAUCGGCUGGGUCGGAACCGAAUUAUUGCCUCUUGAGGUUCGAGCUCUGGGAACCAUGAUGAACACCGUCACAUGCUGGGGAUGUAACAUCAUUAUUGCCUCUACCUUCUUGUCAAUGAUGAAGGGUAUGACGCCUAGCGGUGCUUUUGGGUUCUAUGCUGGGAUCUGUUUCUUUGGCUGGAUUUUUGUCAUCAUUUGCUAUCCUGAAGUGAAGGGUCUCCCUCUCGAGGAAGUUAGUCAAGUAUUCGAGCAUGGAUUUGGCGUCCGACGAGCAGCCCAGAUCCAAAAGGCAAGGAAGGCGGCCCAGACAGCUGCCUGA